This is a messenger RNA of Polyodon spathula (Mississippi paddlefish), 1269 nucleotides long. RefSeq names its product dynein assembly factor with WDR repeat domains 1-like. Gene Ontology annotation, molecular function: protein binding. The coding region runs from base 93 to 758 and encodes 221 amino acids. The transcript has 6 exons. The record is from RefSeq and is a predicted model, not a curated record. Lineage: Eukaryota; Metazoa; Chordata; Actinopteri; Acipenseriformes; Polyodontidae.
CCUUUCUGUACAUGUCUGUGUCUGCACUGGAAUCAUUAAUAAAGAUCUGCUGAAUGCACCAAAUUAAAUCUAAAUGUUAAUCCGUUGUGUGUAUGUAUCCUUCUCCCUUCUCCCCUUCCUCCCUCUCUCCCCUUAGCCACUCCAUGUCUCUGAUGGAUGGUCACAGAUUUCGUGUUUUCGCCGUGACCUUUCACCCAGAAAAAGAGGAUGAGUUCAUCUCUGGAGGCUGGGACAACACAGUGCAGUUCUGGGAUUCUAAGCAACAACAUUCUGUCAGGAAGCUAUCCGGCCCUCACAUCUGUGGCGAUGCCCUCCAGAUCGAUCCCUCGACUAAUCAGAUUCUCUCGGGCUCCUGGAGGAAGGAGCGCGCGCUCGAGAUCUGGGAUUAUAACUCCGGAGAGAAAGUGACUGAAAUUUCUGACGACCAAGACGGGCAUAGUUUGAUCUACAGUUGUCAUUGGCUGGGUGCUGAUCAUAUGGUCGCCGGUGGCAGUGAAUCCAAUCUGUGCCGAGUGAUUGACAGGAACACCAAGCUGUCCCUGGGCAGGCUGGUUGAUCUCCCGGGUGGGGUGUACAGCACUGCUGUUUGCUCCGCUGGGCAGUGUGAGGGGCUGAUAGCAGCCAGCUCCCGAAACUGUGUCUACCUGCUGGAGAGAACUACAGCUCCUACAACACAUUGCUCAGACAGAGAGAACUACCGCUCUCAGGAUGCACUGCUCCCACUGAGAGAGUAUAGCGCACAGGCUACACUGUUGUAGAACUAUGUCUCCCACAAUACACUGCUCUGACCUGAGAGACACAAAUUCUCUAUUAACAUUUAUUUUUUGUUUUAUUUAAAUAUUUUUUUACACAAAAACAUGACAAACAAUGAAUUAUACAAAUGUAUUUCUCAAAAAAAUCUCAAAUACAUUAGCAAUUUAUGUAAUUGUAGAUAGAGCUAGAAUACUGCAGGGGUAGUGUGUGAUAUGGGAAUUGAAUGCCCAUCAGAGGGGUGGGAUACUACAUAAACCCAGAGGCUGGGCAUUACAUUCUCAUUUAUCACAUACUACCUCAUACAGUAUUCUUUUUAGAAUCUCAGGUUAGCAAUUUUGCCUGCCACAGUUUUGUGUUGCUUUGUGUGGGGAGGGGGCUACCCUAGUUUGCUAAUGUCAGUGAGUUAUUAGCUUGUGCUGUUUAGUGUUAAUAAGCAAGUGAUCACAAGUAAUCACUGUAUGAGCCCAAAUGAAAAAAAUUGCUCACCAGUUAUAAUGUAUAUUUAAAAAAAUUUAU